AUGCUCAAGCAAAUUCAGGUUAAUAUUCCAUUGAUUGAAGCUUUAAAGGAGAUGCUUGGAUACGCAAAAAUGAUGAAAGACUUAAUGUCCCGGAAAUUUGACUUCCAAGACUUGGCCACGGUGACACUUACUCAAACGUGUAGUGUAGUGGUAACUAGACCUGUUGCUAAAAAGCUCUCUGAUCCAGGGAGUUUUACUAUUCCAUGCACUAUUGGAAACUUUACUUUUGCGAAAACACUCUGUUAUUUAGGUGCCAACAUUAAUCUUAUGCCCCUGGUCAUUUACAAAAGGUUGGGCAUUGGGAGAGCUAGACCCACCUCUAUGUUGUUGCAGCUGACUGACAAGACUGUGAAGCGUCCAUUUGGGAUCCUUGAUGAUGUACUUAUUCAGGUGGGGAAAUUCGUGUUCCCUGCAGAUUUUGUGAUAUUGGAUUGCAAAGUGGAUGAAAAAAUUCCUAUCAUCUUAGGAAGACCAUUCUUGGCCACAGGGAGAGAUCUUAUUGAUUUGUUGACGGUUGAGGAUCCCCUCGCUGCAUGUUUGACGAAUUUGGAGGAAGUGAAUAGUGAGAACUUGGCGGAAUGGGUGUUGGCACUGGAAGGUAGAGGGUCUUGGGAAAGAAAUCUAGAGUUUGAGCCCCUACACUUAGAAAAGAGGGAGACUCCUCCAGCUAAGCCAUCCAUUGAAGAACCACCGAAGCUGGAACUAAAGCCAUUGCCAGCCCACCUCAGGUAUGAAUUUCUGAGACCUGACUCCACUCUACCUAUUAUUAUCUCAUCUGGUUUGUUAGAUGUGCAGGUCUAA
This is a messenger RNA of Nicotiana tabacum (common tobacco), 801 nucleotides long. The record is from RefSeq and is a predicted model, not a curated record. Lineage: Eukaryota; Viridiplantae; Streptophyta; Magnoliopsida; Solanales; Solanaceae.